AAAAAUCUGCUCCUCUCCCUUACUCCAUGGCCCCUGGUUUUGGCUUUCCUCUCCCUCUCACCCUCUUUGGUAUAUAUACUCAACCGUAUUUCUGUACCUUCUCACCGCCCUCUUUCUCAUCCUUAUCUCAGAUCUCUGCGCCACUUCCAAAUAUUAGGCGACAACCUCGAGAAUUACCACUUCAGACGCGCGAAUCCCUAUGACGGCGUUGGCGUCGCCGGGAGGGAUGUUGGAUCCGGCAGGGGAUGCCGAAGCCUCUUCCGUGAGGCACGUCAGCAUUGGUGUCGGCAAAGGCGGUAUACGGAAGAAGAGAUGCAGGAACACCAAAGCUGCAAAGAGGCCUUGUGAUGUGAAGAGGAUGAUGGUUCCUGAAAGUUUGCAGCUGCAGCGGAUGUUUCUGAUGUGCCGCGAAGUGUUCAAAGGCCCCGGCACCGUCCCUUCAGAUAUUGAUGUGAAGAGGCUCUGCCGGAUUCUAGAUGAAAUGAUGCCAGAAGAUGUCGGACUCAGUAGCAAUCUUCAAUUCUUUAAUCCCAAAGGUGCGAUGGAAGGUAAUCCAAGAGUUACAAACACAACAAUCUACAAGGGAAACAACUUUUCGUUGUGCAUUUUCUUUCUUCCCUCAACUUCCGUCAUACCUUUGCACAAUCAUCCGGGAAUGACCGUUUUCAGCAAGCUUCUACUGGGCCGUAUGCACAUUAAAGCAUAUGACUGGGCUGAUGUGCCUUCUGCAGCUUUAGGGGAUUCAAAUAAAGAUGGACACACAAUGAGACUGGCACGAUUGAAAGCAAAUAAAACGUUCACACCCCAAUGCAACACCUCUGUCUUGUAUCCUACAUCUGGAGGAAACAUUCAUGAAUUUCGAGCAAUCACCCCAUGUGCGGUUCUUGAUGUGCUUGGCCCGCCAUAUUCCAAAGACGAUGGGCGUGAUUGUUCAUAUUACAAGGACAUUCCGUAUGAUGCUUUACCAAGGGCAGAUGGAAAAGUUGCAAAGGCAGAAGAAAGUGACUUGUACGGAUGGUUGGAGGAGGUUGAAAUACCAGAGGAGUCAAAAAUGGAUGUCAUCCAGUACUUGGGCCCACAGGUUAUAUAGAGUGGAAAAUAGAAAUUCUCCCAAGUAGUUUUUUCGUCUUUGUGAAGUAGGUUCUCUUUUUUUUGUUACAUCGCUGAUAAUGCUUUUAUAUAUUUUCUUCUUUCGAGAUACAAUUAUGUAGUGUAUCAAGUAGAGUUUUAAAUUUUCAUUAUUGUUGUAUAGAAAUAUUUUGAAAUGUAUAAAAAAAAGUUGAGAUGUAAAU
Molecule: messenger RNA, 1292 nt
Organism: Cuscuta campestris
Lineage: Eukaryota; Viridiplantae; Streptophyta; Magnoliopsida; Solanales; Convolvulaceae
Source: the annotation of a GenBank genome assembly